Messenger RNA from Cadophora gregata, 585 nucleotides. RefSeq lists its product as uncharacterized. NCBI's taxonomy places the organism in Eukaryota, Fungi, Ascomycota, Leotiomycetes, Helotiales, Ploettnerulaceae. Gene Ontology annotation, cellular component: exon-exon junction complex; cytoplasm. Gene Ontology annotation, molecular function: RNA binding. Bases 1 to 585 code for a protein of 194 amino acids. The record is from RefSeq and is a predicted model, not a curated record. Gene Ontology annotation, biological process: exon-exon junction complex disassembly. The transcript has a single exon.
AUGCCGUCAGUGCCCACCCCAUCAAAGGCCGGCAUUGUCGAGACAAAUGGCGAGCGACACAUCCCCUCUUCCCUGCGACCCGAUGGCACAAAGCGGAAAGAAAUCAAGAUCAGACCUGGAUACAAGCCACCAGAGGAUGUAGAGGUCUACAAGAAUCGCACCGCAGACGCUUGGAAGAGUCGUGGAAGUACUGGCGUCCCGGGAGCAGACGGAUUGAAGGAUGACAAGGACGAGGGCUCGGCUUCCAGCAAUAAAAAUGCGAAGAGAAGGGAGGCAAGAAAGAAAGCCAAGGCUGCCGAAGAGGGCGGAGAGAAACCGAAGGAGGGAGCCAAUUCUGAGAAAAAGGACGACAAGGCUGAAGAACCAAUAGAUCCGGAAGCCGAGAAGGAGAAGAAAGCGAGAAAUCUCAAGAAGAAGCUUAAACAGGCGAAAGAAUUGAAAGAGAAAAAGGAAGGCGGUGGUGCUUUGCUACCCGAACAGUUCGCGAAGGUCAUCAAGAUCAAUGAGCUUAUUCGAGAACUGGAUGCGCUCGGCUUCGAUGCAGAAGGAGAACCAAAACCCAAGCCAGAAGAAAAGAAAGAAUGA